CCCUUCAUACCAUAAUUCAAUUCAAUCCCACAGUGAAUGCCCACAGAUUUUGAGCAGGUGGACGGUGAUAAACCAGUUUUUCCCUCUCAAGCUUUUCACAAUGGCUUCAAUGGCGUCUUCCAGCCCUUAUUGUUUCUGCAGUCGUUACAGAAAGGUUCGUUCACGCUCUGUUUCCACUUCCACCUUCCCCCGUAUCCUCCUCUGUCACAAGCCGGAAAACCGCGACAAAUCGCCUGAAAACAUCAAUCGAAGGGAAAUAGUUUUGCGGAGCAGUGAGUUAGCGAUCAUUGGAGCGAUUUUUAACUUGAGUGGGAAAAAGCCUGAGUAUCUUGGUGUGCAGAAAGGCCAACCAAGUUUGGCCCUGUGUCCAGCAACUAGAAACUGCAUCUCUACUGCAGAAAAUGUCAGCGAUCUCACCCAUUAUGCUCCACCAUGGUGCUACAAUCCAGAAGAAGGAAGAGGCAAGAAAAACCCUGUUAGCAGAGAAGUGGCAAUGCAGGAACUGAUCCAAGUGAUAAAAUCAACAAAACCCGAUAAGUUUACGCCGAAGAUCGUAGAGCAGAAAGAUGACUAUUUAUUAGUGGAAUACGAAACUCCCAUAAUAGGGUUUGUGGACGACGUCGAGUUUUGGUUUCCACCAGGCAAGAAGUCGAUAGUAGAAUACCGAUCAGCAUCCCGAAUCGGGAACUUCGAUUUCGAUAUCAACAGAAAGAGGAUCAAGGCUUUGAGAUUGGAAUUGGAGAAGAAAGGAUGGGCUACAGUUGACAGUUUUUAAGGAAAAUUCUAUAUUUCUUGAGGAAAUAUUAAAUGGAGGGUAGUGUUCUUUAUGCAAUCCCUCCUACAUCUCAAUUUGUUGAUAUAAUGGGCCCAAAAAAUUGGCUCCCACAAGCUCGUAUUACAUAUGUGCACCCUUUGAUCUCCAUCUUGGAGGAAUUUAGCUACACUCUGUAUUGAGAAUCGAAUCGAGGAGAUAAAAGAUAUCUAGAUAGAAUUUAUGGAUAUACUUGAGAAAAUUAAUCUCCAUGAUGAAUUUGAGCAUAAUUCAAUGAAUAAGAUAUUUAGAUAGAAUCUAUGAAUAUCUUGUCUUCCGUUUUAUAGUUGAGAAAAGUAAUCUCGAUGAUGAAUUCGAGCACAAUUCAGUAGAUAAGAUAUCUAGAUAAAAUUUA
Messenger RNA from Cucurbita moschata (crookneck pumpkin), 1166 nucleotides. RefSeq lists its product as uncharacterized. NCBI's taxonomy places the organism in Eukaryota, Viridiplantae, Streptophyta, Magnoliopsida, Cucurbitales, Cucurbitaceae. The record is from RefSeq and is a predicted model, not a curated record. Bases 101 to 775 code for a protein of 224 amino acids. The transcript has 8 exons.